This is a messenger RNA of Clupea harengus (Atlantic herring), 1066 nucleotides long. RefSeq names its product opa interacting protein 5 (gene oip5). The record is from RefSeq and is a predicted model, not a curated record. Gene Ontology annotation, biological process: chromosome segregation; CENP-A containing chromatin assembly. NCBI's taxonomy places the organism in Eukaryota, Metazoa, Chordata, Actinopteri, Clupeiformes, Clupeidae. Gene Ontology annotation, cellular component: chromatin; nucleus; chromosome, centromeric region.
GGGAGGCUGAAUAAAUACUGUAUAAAAAUACUGAGAUGUUUAAUACAACGUAAUGUGGAGACAUAACUUGUCUUGACAUGUUGUUAAUUUUUUUCCCAUUCGAGCAUGAUAUCCUUCGAUAGGUGGCAGUAUAACCUAUAGAUCGGUUGUUUCCAGUCCCCAGCAGAAGAAGUAGAAGUACAGAUGAAAGCGCGGUGUUUACGGAUGAAAGUCGUGAAAUAAAACCGAUGGAUGUAUGUAGCUAGCUAGCAAAAUAAGAUGGCAUACAGUCAAAACAACUCGUUUAAUUCUAUCAAUAGCACCGAUUGUUCUCUAUCCAGCGUUAUACUGGGGAAAUUCAAGGACGUAAAUUUGGAUGAAAGUAUCAACUGCAGAAUUGAUUACAAAAGCACUUUAGUGUUAUUCUGUGCAAAAUGCAAUACAAUCCUGGGCGACUCUCUUGGAAUAUGUGGCGAAUAUGUUGACUUGAACUCUGUCAUCUGUUUAAAAGUCACAGAAGAUGUUUUGGUAAAAGGUGAUCAGAAGCCCAGCCUUGAGGGCCCUCUUGCUACUUGUAUAUACAAUUCUCUUCAGUGCUCUGGCUGUUUUUCAGUUGUGGGCGGAGCGCUGCUGGCAACCCCACCGCAUUUGUCAGCUUUACGCGAUGUUUUUCUCCUACAGAAAGACCGCAUUAAUUGUUAUAAUGUGAAGAACAGCACGAUGGUCAAUGGAUCUACUCUCAACUUUGAGCAAAAGUCGAUGGGAGGAGAGCUCUCCGAGCUCAAACAGGACCUGGAGAGUCAGAUGAAGAGACUGGAGCUCCUAAAGGAUUUGCUCUGCCGGGGAAAGUAACCAGGAGGAUCGGGUGCUGAAGUCACCAUCGCUGAACGAACAGUCCAACAGUCUUGAUGACCAUAUCCGACAUGUGGGUUUACUCAGAGAUGUUGUAGUGUUUAUAUUUACUUGUAGGCAUGUGGGAGUGUAUGUUUUAUCUUUGUUUACUCUGUAAUUACAUCUGCUCUAUUCUGUAGCUGCACACCUGAUAAUUUCACAUGGAUGACUAUUAAUAAAUUACAACAAAUAGGUC